Molecule: messenger RNA, 3020 nt
Organism: Leptopilina heterotoma
Lineage: Eukaryota; Metazoa; Arthropoda; Insecta; Hymenoptera; Figitidae
Gene: FAR1
Product: putative fatty acyl-CoA reductase CG5065
Exons: 6
Coding region: 557-2107 (516 amino acids)
Biological process (GO): long-chain fatty-acyl-CoA metabolic process
Cellular component (GO): peroxisome
Molecular function (GO): alcohol-forming very long-chain fatty acyl-CoA reductase (NADP+) activity
Source: RefSeq, a predicted model, not a curated record
UUCCUUGCUGUUUGAAAUGCUGUGUGCAUCGUGGAGAUAAUUUUUUUUCUCACUCCCCUCCAUUAAUAGUGCGAUAAACCAAUUUUUCUGAAAAGUUAUAUAUCAGUUUUAAAUAAAACUUUUAUAAAAGUUCAGUUUGGUUUAGUGUCGAAACUAAAAGUGCGGAUAUCAAAUGGAAACAACACUAAAGGAUCUUAUCAGAAAGGAGAGCAUACUGAUUCGAAAUGAAUUUAAACGCUUCCACGUGUCCGCUUGCCAAAUCUAGGAAAGGCGACAAACUGAAACAUCUAGAAACAUAUAACGAUUGUCUUCUUCUCUGAGAAUAUCUUCCAAAGAACAAACAAAAAAUAGCAGAAGGAACAUUUUGCUCGUUUCUCCUGUUAAGCAAAAAAAAGGUCGACUUCUUCUCGUCUCUUUUUGUCAUUUAUUGCAAAAAAAAUCAAAGAAUUCUAAUUGCUUCCUUUUUAUUGACAAACGUCGUCAGCUUUACUAUUUUUGACUAAUUAAUUUUCACUGAAACGCUUCCAAAGAAAAUAAAAGACGCAUCAAAGAAAAUAUGGCUACAAUGGCUUGUGGAGAGUACACAUCUGUUAAAGACUUUUAUCGAGAUCGAUCAAUUUUCAUCACUGGAGGCACUGGCUUCAUGGGCAAAGUCCUCGUUGAGAAAUUACUGAGGUCCUGUCCCGGAAUUAAAAAUAUCUAUCUUCUUAUGCGACCCAAAAAGGGACAAAACGUUCAGCAAAGGUUACAGGAACUUCUCAAUGCGCCCCUAUUUGGGAAAAUACGCCGGGACUCGCCUCAUGAUUUGACGAAAAUUGUACCGGUGGCAGGCGAUGUUACGGAACCGGAACUUGGAAUCUCGGAAGAGGAUCAAAAUCUACUUAUUCACUGUGUGUCAGUUGUAUUUCAUUCCGCAGCGACUGUUAAAUUCGACGAGGCCUUAAAAUUGUCCGUCACCAUUAACAUGCUUGGCACGAAACAACUUGUCGAGCUUUGCCACCGUAUGCACAAUUUAGAGGCCCUAAUUCACGUAUCGACGGCUUAUUGCAAUUGCGAUAGAACUGAUGUUAAUGAAGAAAUUUAUCCAGUCCCUUUGGAUCCGGAACAAGUGAUCUCUUUUACCAAGUGGAUGGACGAUAAGCUCGUCGAGGAAUUGACACCAAAGCUCAUUGCUGGAAGGCCAAAUACCUAUACAUUUACAAAAGCCCUGGCGGAGAGAAUGCUUCUUUGUGAAAGUGGUACAUUGCCAGUUGCAAUCGUUCGACCAUCGAUUGUUCUCUCAUCAUUUAAAGAGCCAGUUGCCGGCUGGGUUGACAAUUGGAACGGACCAACUGGAAUUAUUGCCGCAAUUGGAAAAGGUUUCUUCAGAACAAUGAUGUGCCAUGAGGAAAAAGUUGCCGAUUUGGUGCCAGUCGAUAUUGUUAUUAAUUUAAUGAUAUGCGCGGCAUGGAGAACUGCAACACAUCCAACUGACAGUAUCAUGAUUUAUAAUUGUUGUACCGGUCAACAAAAUCCAAUAACAUGGAAGAAAUUUGUUGAUUUGGCAUUUAAAUAUACAAGAAUGCAUCCAGUGAAUGAUGCAAUAUGGUAUCCAGGUGGUCGUGCACGAAGUUCCUCAAUUUUGAACAAAAUAUUUGUCGCUUUCCAACAUACGUUGCCCGCUCACAUCUUGGAUUUUAUUGCCAAAUUGAAAGGAUCGAAACCAUUUAUGGUUCGUAUUCAAGCGAAACUCGAUAAAGCGGCCUCGUGUUUAGAGUAUUUUAGCACACAACAAUGGAAUUUUAAGGACGAUAAUGUUAGAAGACUGGAUGCACAACUCAGUCAACAGGAUAGAGAAACAUUUACGUUUGAUGUUAAGCAAAUUGAUUGGCCGUCUUAUUUGGAGCAUUAUAUUUUAGGAAUUCGGCAGUUUAUUCUCAAAGAAAGCCCAGAGACACUGCCAGCCGCCCGCUCACAUAUUACAAGAUUGUACUGGUUGAACAGAACAGUGCAAUUUGGAGCGCUCGUAAUUCUUUUACGUCUGUUGCUGUCGCGCAGUACUUUGGCCCAAUCAGUGUGGUUCUCCCUCCUAUCUCUGGUUCUUCGGUUAUGCCGAAUGAUUGUUUGACGGCUCAGAACCCUGAAUCAUGAUAAUAAUGUUAAUAAUAAUGAUGAUGAUGAAGUUGAUGAUGAUAAUGGUUGCAACAAACGUCACAAAAUUUCGGAGCUGGCCAAAAAGCAAAAUCUUAAGGUACAAAUUGUCCUUAAGUUUCAUUGCUCAUCAUCAGUCUCCAGAACAACAACAACAACAAUAACAACAACAACAAUAACAACAACAACAACAACAGCAACAACUGCAACAGCAACAACAACAACAGCAACAACAACUGCAACAGCAACAAGAAAAACAACAACAAAAAAACGCUAUCUUUAUCCCCAUAAAUUGGCCUUCCCGAUGUUCGUGUUCGUUCGUAUACAUAUUAGCGAAGACUAGAGACGUAUGUUUAUUCGAAGAAUGUCGGGUACCGAACAAAAAGUCAUCGCAACUAAAGAGAAAAAAGAAAAUGUUUUGGAUGCGAAAACAAUAGAUGAGAGAAAAAGAAAGAGAAAAAGAGAAGAAAAAACUACUUAGCAUCCGUCAUGGAAUUGUAGGGAAAGGUUUUUGCUACUUUUUCUUAUUGAACCAAGUACACGCGAAUUCCUUGAAGAAUAACAUAACGCUUUCAUCCUAGUCCAAUCCUUCUACAUUUUUUUUCUUUAUUUAUUUAUUUAAUUCCUCAUCGACAAAAAGGAAGAAAUAAAAAUCUCAAAAAAGUAGAGAAAAAAGAGGCACACAUUUAUUAAGUCGCUAUAAUCAUUUUUAUCGUACCGAUUAAUUUUUUCCGAUUUUCUUAUAAAUCUAUAUUGGUUCCGAGAUGUGAAUCUUUCUUUUUUGUAAAUCUCGUGUCUCGUUUUUAAAUAUGGUAUCAGGCAUUAUUUCCCUCUUACUUAGAUUAUAUAUAUAUAUAUAUAUAUAUAUUUUUUUUUUUUUUUUGCUGUUU